CUCGAGACUGAGGGGGCGGGCGGGGAAGGUGAGAGGUGGAGUUCCGAGGCGAGGGUUCGAGCUUAGUACGCACCAGGUGGAAAGCGCGCGCUGGGGCUGGGGGAAGGAGGCGUGUCGAGCAGCGUGAGGGAAGUUGUGGUACGGUUGGGGAGAACCACAGUAAAGGGAGAUAGGGGUGAGUAAUUAAGGCACCGCGAGAGCGCAGGACAGAGAGCUGCCCUUAAUUGGGGAACCUGGAGAAGAGUGUGAGCGUAGCGGGGAAGAAAGGAGAGAGCAAAUAGGUUCGGGAAUGUGUGUCACAGGGUGCGAGCAGGCGCUAGGACCCAGCGUUGGAAAGAUGCGGCUUUGGGGAGGUCGGGGCGCGCGCUCACGUUGGUGACGCGGCUGUGGCGGAGGUCUCCGGCCCGGACGAAGCGCUGCAGGGAGUCGAGACUCGACUGCCCUUGGCUUCCGCUCACUUGUCCCUGCGCGCUUUCCUGCUCCCCCUUCCGGCUACAGCUCUGGGGUCAAGCUCUGGCCCAGGAGCAUUCCGCCUGUACUCUGGCCCCACGGCUUCCUUUGCGCCACGCCGCCCACCCUUGCUCUCCGCGGUCCACCCCUGGACUCUGAGGCCUGGUGGUGGCGGCCAGGGCGACACCCGGCCGCGGAUUGGCUGUUGCGGACACGGGGCGGGGCGGAUGGGAGAGGCUCGUUCUCCGCGGGUUUCACUGUCUUUCGCGCCAUGUCGUUUGUGGAGAGCGGGUGGCGGUCGGCUUUGCGCCGCCGCGGUCCCGGCACCCCGGCCCCUUUGGCUCGGCCGAAGUAUUCCUCCUUUACUCAGGGGGACAGUUGGGGUGAAGGCGAAGUCGACGAGGAGGGAUGCGACCAAGUGGCCCGCGACUUGCGGGCGGAGUUCUCGGCUGGGGCGUGGUCAGAGCCCAGAAAAGGCUCGCUGCUCCCGCCGUCCGCGGACGGGUCGCCUGUUCUGCCCGAUAAACGCAAUGGUAUCUUCCUGGCGGCUGCGGGCAGCAGAGCCCAGCCACGGCGGUGGCCGGUCCAGGUCCUCUCUAUUCUCUGCUCGCUGCUCUUCGCCAUCCUUCUCGCCUUCCUCCUCGCCAUCGCCUACUUGAUCGUUAAAGAGUUGCAUGCUGAGAAUUUGAAAAAUGAAGAUGAUGUAGACACUGGGCUAUUAGGAUUCUGGACUCUACUUAUAAUAUCCCUAACUGCUGGAUUCUCCUGUUGCAGCUUUUCUUGGACAGUGACUUACUUUGAUUCUUUUGAACCAGGAAUGUUUCCUCCUACUCCUCUUUCACCUACCAGGUUCAAGAAACUGACUGGACAUUCGUUCCACAUGGGCUAUAGCAUGGCAAUUUUGAAUGGCAUUGUAGCUGCUCUUACUGUAGCAUGGUGCCUCAUGUAAACCCACACUGGAGCAAUAUUGUUGGCAACACUUAAUCGUGAUUGUUUUGUAAUAACAAGAAAGAGCAUCAUUGUCUACUCAGAAGACUGAGAAGCCUGCUGUUCAUUAUGUAGUUCAGAUAUGUGUCACAAUCAUCAUCACUAUGGAAGAUCUUUUAAAGCAUUGUUCUAGAAUAGCUGAAGUAUUAAGAUACCAGAUUAAUUGGGAAUAUCUGAGUAUUAAGUUUUAAAUACUUUCUUCAAAGUAUAAGAUGUUUACCUCAUCUUUUUACUUUUGUAUGUGUAGUUCUUACAAGCUGUAGAAAACAUUUUAAUGGAAAUCAAACUAAAAAACUUGAAUACAGGACAGUGCUUGCCUUUUCAUGUAUAUACUACAUUUUCUGCCAAGAAAUACUGAUAUUUCUGUUGAGUUGAGCUAGAAAUACUUAUUUGUAUAUUUAGGAAGCAAAUAAUGCCUACCACUCCAACAUUUUGUAGAAGCUACUUUUAAAUCAAUAUUUAAUUUUUGAUACUCAUAUAAGUAAUAGAAGUUGCAUUUAUAUUUUUUAUGAGACACAGUUCCUUAUGUGUUUUUUAAUGUAUUUUCAUACUACAAAUUGAAUUUGUAUGUUUUUAAAAUUAUUGCAUCUAGACAACUGUAAACAUUAUUUUUUUAGCUGGUGCAAACCUAGUACCUGUCAUUUUUACUAAUUGUUUUUCUUUUUUUAAAAAAAGCACAUUGACCUAAGUUUAAAAUUAAAUACGUGUAUUUUUUAAUACCAAAAAAAUGCCUGAAAAAAGGUAAAUUAUUUAAGUCAUUAAAAUAUUGAGAAAUUUGAAGUUUUUACUAUUUCUAUUUCCACAAUUUCAAAUAUUUAUCUUGGUGUAUAUAUUGUUACCUCAAUAGAACUUGCAUUAUUUUGUUUUUAAUAAAUAUAAACAUGAAAUUUUUGUAUGUGAGAAUGAUUGAACUAGUUUGUUCUUAAUCUCAAAAAUUUAGUUACCAAAGUAGAAGAGGUAUUUUGAUACUAUGUAUUAAAAAUGACAUAUAGUUCAUAUAGUUUUAUAAUUUUCCUAUUUAAAUAUUCUUCUUUAAUUGUGAUGUUUUGUUUUCUUAGUAAUUAAGCCUUAAUUGUUCCCUUCUAUUACUAAACACUUUAGAUGUUUAGAAAGUCACUUCAAUUUUAGAAAGAUAGACUAUUUACAAAUCUGUUUUCCCUGGCCAUAGGAAAACUUACAAUAAGAAUCCAUUAUGUAGUCAAACUGAUUAUUCAGGCUAAGUGGGAAAUGAAUUUGUGUAGUGUGUUUCAUUAUUAUCUGCUGUAUGUUGUUACUGACUAAACAACGUUUCUAAAA
Molecule: messenger RNA, 2733 nt
Organism: Cebus imitator (Panamanian white-faced capuchin)
Lineage: Eukaryota; Metazoa; Chordata; Mammalia; Primates; Cebidae
Gene: ARL6IP6
Product: ADP ribosylation factor like GTPase 6 interacting protein 6
Exons: 4
Coding region: 722-1399 (225 amino acids)
Source: RefSeq, a predicted model, not a curated record